Messenger RNA from Purpureocillium lilacinum, 1194 nucleotides. RefSeq lists its product as uncharacterized. Gene Ontology annotation, cellular component: nucleus; cytoplasm. NCBI's taxonomy places the organism in Eukaryota, Fungi, Ascomycota, Sordariomycetes, Hypocreales, Ophiocordycipitaceae. The record is from RefSeq and is a predicted model, not a curated record.
AUGGCCGUCAGCCUCGCCGAGCUCGACGCCCACGAGCAGCCCUCGGACGCGAUGCGCGCCGAGUGGAAGGCCUUUUCCAAGCAGGAGCCCGAGGCCCUCGCGCGCGACCCGCGCAUCGAUGACCCCCGCCUGCUGCCGCUCGAGAGAUCUGGCUUCCAGGCGACGGCCGCGCCGAUCAAGCGGGAGCAGCUGGAGCGGGCGUUUUCGGAUCUGGACCCGGAGUUGGCGAGUCUCGCGCGGGAGGAUGCGCCUGUCUUGUUUCACCCUUUGCUACCGGGCCUUCUUAUUGUUCCGUCGCUUGUGCCGCCGCCGGUACAGGUCGCGCUGCUGGAUAGGAUGCUGCAUCGCGAUCUCAGCAAUCCGGCUCACCAGACGAAUAUGCACCUGCACUACACCCUCCCCUAUCCCGCUCCCGUCUCAUCAUCACCACCGCCCUCCUCCUCCGCGCCCUUUUCUUCACCUCCCUCCUCAUCACCAUCACCACACGCAUCCUUCUUCUCCCUCCCACCCGACCAGCCCAGCACCUUCACGCCCCUCGACCCCACCAUCCACAAGCCCCUCUCCGCGCGGCAAGUCCUCCAGCGACGCCUUCACUGGGUCACCCUCGGCGGGCAGUACGACUGGACCAACCGCGUGUACCCGGCCGCGCCGCCGCCCGCCUUCCCGCCCGACCUGGCCGCCUUCCUCGAGGGCCUCUUCCCGCAGACGCGCGCCCAGGCCGCCAUCGUCAACUUCUACAGCCCCGGCGACACCAUGAUGAUGCACCGCGACGUCAGCGAGGAGACGGACCGCGGGCUCGUGAGCCUGAGCUUUGGCUGUGAUUGUCUGUUUAUGAUUGCGCCUAGCGGUACGUCUGCGUCCUCCUCGUCCUCUUCCUCGUCUGCAAGGGCGGAGGGCGAGCAGGGCGCGCCUGCUGAAAUGCCGGACGGUGACGGGCAUGACCAAGGGGCCGUUCGCCAGGGGGACAAGGAUGAGGAGAAAAAGUACCUCCUCCUGAGGCUGCGCUCCGGCGACGCGAUAUACAUGACCAAGGAGUCGCGCUAUGCCUGGCACGGCGUGCCCAAGGUGCUCAGGGGUACAUGCCCCGACUACCUCGAGAACUGGCCCGCCGAGGCCGACGGCAAGUACGCCGAGUGGGAGGGCUGGAUGAAGAACAAGAGGAUAAACCUCAAUGUCAGACAGAUGAGGGACUAG